AGUAGGCUGACAUGGAACUCACUUUAUGACAGCGAUGUUAACAGGUGCCGUUGUACUGGCCCGGUAAACAGUAUUAUCAUUCUGAGCCAUGUUGUAUAUCUUUCUGUCUUAAUGAACAAAUAGCAGGGCAAUAAAUGGGAGAAACGAAGAGGAUAAUGCAAUAUCAUACAAUAUCAAUGAUCGAUAACCCCCUGAAGCGACGCCAAAUCAGCCAAGGCGGUGAGAAAAGCGGUCCGUGCUGCCAGUUUUUUUGGCAUUUCCAAUCGCUGAGCCUCAAUUCCUGAUCCCGCGAAGAUCUCCGUCAAUAAUUCUUUCUUUCUUUCUUUCAUUUCUCAUCAACAUCCCAAUCCUCCCAAUGGGUGCUGGUGCCAGCACUCCGUCAGCUACACCGGCGGCGUCUGCCCCGGCCGCAUCAUGUCCCGUCGACCACAAGACCCGGGAGAUCUGGUUACAGCAACACAAAGCCUCCGGCGGCGCUCCGCAUCCUCUGCCGCCCUCCGCAGAUACCGCAGCAGAGUCACAAAACGACCAGCCUACAAAACUGCAGCGGCCGCUCUCAGUUGAUCGUGAAGUCAGCAGUAUUCCGCGCGCCUUGGACCCUGGAUCCAGAGAAUCCACUGGUCCCGCUGCUUGUCCAUCACCAUACGCUCAUUCCGCUCCCUCUGCCACCGCGGCAUCACACGGCACUCCUUCCAACGCAGAGACGGAAACUGGUCAUGACCCUGCCACGGGAAAUUGGAUUUACCCCUCUGAGAGACAGUUCUUUGAAGCGCUUCUCCGCAAGAAUAAUACCGGCACAUCAGUAACAUCUGCGAAGGAACUGGCUACGUCGGUAGCUUCGAUCAUUCCGAUCCAUAACGCUGUUAAUGAGCGCGCCUGGCAACAGAUUCUAGACUGGGAGAAGAAAGCGCCCACGUCGGAUCCGGGGAGCAAGAAAUGCGGUGGUCCCAAGCUCUAUUCCUUCCGCGGUCUCGGCGUGGAUCCGCAGUUCUUGAGUCCACGCGCGCGGAUCAAUGGAUUGAUGGGAUACCAACGGCCAUUCGACCGACAUGACUGGGUAGUAGAAAGAUGUGGAGGAGAGCGGAUCGAAUAUGUGAUUGAUUUCUACCAAGGGAAAUCAUCCGGCUCACAGGGCAAUGGCCAGGGAUUGACCAACACCGCCAGUCCCGGCAAACUGAGUUUCUAUUUGGACGUACGACCGAAGCUGAACACAUUGGAAGGAUGCAGGAUGAGAUUCAGUCGGUUUAUGGGGUUGUCGUAAAACGACUGUGAAACAGGCCCCCUCGGAUUACGGAAUUGGCACUAGAGGUAAAAGGAGUAUAGGCAUGUUUUGGGUUGAACAGUGUAUCAUGUAUAUGUAUAACAUGGCUAUGUACGAUGACUGGUAAAGGACCGACAGAUAACAAAGGAAAUUCCGCUCCCAUAGCGCGCCCGCAGAGAAACCAAGAGAA
Molecule: messenger RNA, 1451 nt
Organism: Paecilomyces variotii
Lineage: Eukaryota; Fungi; Ascomycota; Eurotiomycetes; Eurotiales; Thermoascaceae
Product: holocytochrome c synthase/heme-lyase
Exons: 1
Coding region: 356-1261 (301 amino acids)
Biological process (GO): cytochrome c-heme linkage
Cellular component (GO): mitochondrion
Molecular function (GO): holocytochrome-c synthase activity
Source: RefSeq, a predicted model, not a curated record